Propithecus coquereli (Coquerel's sifaka) is the source of this 2929-nucleotide messenger RNA. It is a transcript of the gene VCF1, whose product is annotated as family with sequence similarity 104, member A. The record is from RefSeq and is a predicted model, not a curated record. Lineage: Eukaryota; Metazoa; Chordata; Mammalia; Primates; Indriidae. The transcript has 4 exons. Bases 83 to 718 code for a protein of 211 amino acids.
CCGUGGGCGGGGUUACCGGUCGGCGCGGCCGGGCUCGCUCCACUGCGCAGUCGCGAGAGGGCGGUCCCCCGGCGGCUGCGACAUGGGGGGGCGCGGAGGGGACGCCGGAAGUAGCGGUGGUACGGCUCCGACCGUGGGGUACUCACCGCCGGCAGCGUCCACCAGAGCGUCGGCUAGAGCCAAGGCCCCAGGGGGUGGGCGUGGCGGCCGCCGGAACGCAGCCCCCUCUAUUCCCUCUUCUCGCGGAGCGGCGCCGCGUCGCUCCUCUCCGUCAGCUACCAUGAGCGAGCGCCUCCGCCCCAGGAAAAGGAGAAGGAAUGGCAAUGAAGAAGACAACCAUCUUCCCCCCCAGACCAAAAGAAGUAGUAGAAACCCUGUCUUUCAGGAUUCCUGGGACACAGAGACAGUACCUGUAAUGAAAAGCAAUAAAGAAAACAGACUAAGAGGAAACAAAGCGUUCUGCGCGUCUUCAGGCAGUGACAGUGGUGGCAGCAGCAGUAGCAGCAGCAGCAGCAGCAGCAGCAGCAUCAACAGCCCAGACAGGGCCAGUGGGCCAGAAGGCAGCUUAAGCCAGACCAUUGCUGGAUCCAGCCCUAACACCCCUCAGCCCAUGCCCGAGCAGUCUGCACUGUGCCAAGGCCCUUACUUCCACAUCAACCAGACCCUGAAGGAGGCCCACUUCCACAGCCUACAGCACCGAGGACGGCCUCCGACAUGAUGUGCCGGCAGUUUCUUGCCUUCUGUGAAGGGACAGCGCUGUGCAGAUUGGAUAUUUCAACUUGCGAUUCGUUUUAAAAAAAAUUGCACACACACACAAAAAUGCCUGUUGGCUUUUUGGUUUAUAUUUGAAAUAACAGGUUAACAGGCAAUUGUUUACUUGUGGUUUUGCUGCACUAUUGCAAUUUCAAAGGGGCUUUGAAGCAAUUUUUUAUAGGAUUCUUCUGAGGGAGGGUGUCAAAUCCAUGUCAAGGUAGUGGUAUGAGGAAAUCUCAUCUGUGUGUUGAAUCCAUAGUAUGUCCAAUUCAGACUGAUUUCCAAAUCUGUCAAUUAGAAAUUCUACUUUAUGUAAAAGGGCCUUUUAAAAAUGCGGGAUCUUCAAUUUUUUUAAUUCAAUAAACUAGUAAAGAGUAUCUAGUUUCCAUGAAAAAACAAAAGUUUUUUUUUCCAAAAUACAGAAAUCUUGAUUCAGUCUUGCACUGAAAUUAACUGCCAGACUACCUCUUAGUAUGUAGAUGUUCUAUUGAACGUACUCUCCUUUGUAACGGGAGAACAAUCAGAUCCAAUUUAGACUGUGAGAGAGAAGCACCCUUCCUAGUAAUGGUCUCUACUCUUUGUUAUAUAUUUGUAUUUCCAGGGAGAAUGUCUUUUAGACUCCUACAUACUCAGAUAACUUCUGUAUUGAUAUUCGUCCAGAGUCUGGACCUAAGACUUUAGUAGGAAACACUGCACAGCUCUGAAAGCGAAGAAAUACGUAAUGACUUUUUGUCUUACUCACAAACUUGUUAAAUCAGCAGCUUACCUGAUGUCUGAUAACUCCACCUUGUAGUGUCAAUAAUUAAGGCAUUGAUGAAUGCUGAUAAAGUGUAAGCUACCUGAACUGAUGUUUAAAGCAACAAGUAUUGUGAAACUAUUGGACAAGGAUUAAGUUUAUGCUUAAAGUAACCCCUAACAGUAACUAGGGGCCACAUUCCAUCAUUGGAACUGGAUAGACUGGUGUGGCUUUGAAACAAAUGAGCAGAGGCACCUUUAGAAGAAACAAUGCAGUAGUAUUUAUUUAGAGAGAGGGAUAUGUUCUCAUGUUACUUAGUCAUACUAGAGAGCCAGCCAAGUUUGAAUAAUGAAGGUGCAGACGUGUCGUCUUCCUCACUGACGAGCUGUCUGAAAAAGGAGCCAGGAAGCAUCGGGUCACCUGCUCUGGAGAGUGCCGGGGGGACAACCUGCCAUUGGAUGUAGAGGAAAGUGCCUUAGAGUCUCCCCGAGCCCUCCUGCCUGCUCACCCUCCACACCACGCCACUCGCAGUCCACACGGCACACAAGCAGGUCUGAGAAGCAUGGAUAGCUCUAGUCAGAUGACUUUGUUUUUCAAGAUUUGAAGAGGACAUGGGGAACAGCAUGAGAUUUUAUUAUGUGACAGAACUAGAAUUUGAAAAUGACUGUCCUAGGAAAAGGGUAAACACAUGCACCUCCUUUUCAUGUUCUGUCCCUCUGCUCUGGGUAGGAUUGGAAGGCCAGUCACUUGAAGUGGAAACGCGUGUUCUGGGGGAAGUUACAGCACAGGCCCAUGCUUGGGGAGUGAGUGGUUUUUGCAAGAGCUUUUUCUUUGUUUUACUACCAUCUCCCAAAUUUUAAAAGAAGAUAUUUAAUGAGGACUGUGGAUCUUCAUGGCUUUGGUAUCAGGGAAUAUAGAAAGGAUACACUGCUCAUGUUUUGUCUAACAAUAAGCAAACAACAAGUGAAUGCUGUAAGAAGACAAGCUGUUUGAGCUCUCAAACACGUGUACACAGCACAAUUCAGAAAUACCCAGAAGGACUCCUGCAGGCUUAACGGAUGGCACCCUACUGAAACAAAACGUGUAUUAACAAGAAAACAUAAAACCUGAGGAAGCAAAUUUUCUUUUAUCUACCAUCCACCCAACUAAAAGACAUGGAAGGUGAAACCAUCACCAGAACAAAACAGAUUUUUUCCAAAUAAGUACAAUCAUAGUGCCAGGUUGGCAGUUAACUUUUACCCUACUAAAUACGAGGGAGAAUCUCCACCCUGUCCUGUAUAUUUUCUACAGCCGGGGCAGCCUGAGAAAUAUUUCUAUCAUGAAGCUACUUGGUAGUGUCAAUGGGCUACUUUUAACACUUCUAUUAGCUCGAGCUAGUAAGACCUUGUACUUCUCUAUUGCGCCGCCAUUAAAAGCAGCAUUAGUGCAUUUUGUCACUCA